Oenanthe melanoleuca is the source of this 7104-nucleotide messenger RNA. RefSeq names its product nuclear receptor subfamily 6 group A member 1 (gene NR6A1). Lineage: Eukaryota; Metazoa; Chordata; Aves; Passeriformes; Muscicapidae. The record is from RefSeq and is a predicted model, not a curated record. Gene Ontology annotation, biological process: regulation of DNA-templated transcription. The transcript has 10 exons. Gene Ontology annotation, molecular function: zinc ion binding; sequence-specific DNA binding; DNA-binding transcription factor activity. The coding region runs from base 113 to 1531 and encodes 472 amino acids.
GCGGCGCGGCCCUGGCUGUCAGCAGCGCCCGAGCGGCCAUGGGGCAGCGCGGCCGCCGGGGCCGCUGAGACCGCCGAGCCCCGGCCCGGCCCGGCGCGGCCCCGGCGCCGCCAUGGAGCUGGAGCCACCCGCCGAGCUCCCGGAGCCCCGCGCCGCCAGCAAGGGGCCGCCCCACAGCGCUACAGAUGUGGAGCAGAUGAGUUCCUCUUCUCCUGUCCUCCCUAUGAACUCCAUGGGCAAUGAGCGGGUGGAUCAGCGAACCUGCCUGAUCUGCGGGGACAGAGCCACGGGGCUGCACUAUGGCAUCAUCUCCUGCGAGGGCUGCAAGGGCUUCUUCAAGAGGAGCAUCUGCAACAAGCGCGUGUACCGCUGCAGCCGCGACAAGAACUGCGUCAUGUCCCGCAAGCAGCGCAACCGCUGCCAGUACUGCCGGCUGCUCAAGUGCCUGCAGAUGGGCAUGAACCGCAAAGCAAUCAGGGAGGAUGGCAUGCCAGGGGGCAGAAAUAAAAGCAUCGGACCUGUCCAGAUAUCAGAGGAAGAGAUUGAAAGAAUUAUGUCUGGGCAAGAAUUUGAGGGAGAGGCAAACAUGUCAUGGAGCAACAAUGGAGACAGUGACCACAGUUCCCCUGGAAAUGGAGUUUCUGAAAGCAACCAGCCUUCACCUGUUUCUACUCCAUCUUCAAGUAGGUCGGUGGAGCUGAACGGGUUCGCUGCACUCAGGGAUCAGUACCUGGGCACGCCGGUGUCCACGCACUACCAGUACCUGCCGCACCUUUUUAGCUACUCGGCGCACUCGGCGCUGCUGGCGCCGCCGCCGCGCAGCCUGGAGCCGCAGUCGCACGGGCUGGUCAGCCAGCUGCUGUGUGCCGAGGACCUGCAGCCCCUCGGCACCCCCAUGCUCAUCGAGGACGGGUAUAAAGUGACUCAGGCAGAGCUGUUUGCGUUGCUGUGUCGUCUGGCGGAUGAAUUGCUUUUCAGGCAGAUUGCUUGGAUCAAGAAGCUGCCGUUCUUCUGCGAACUCUCCAUCAAGGACUAUACCUGCCUGCUCAGCUCCACGUGGCAGGAGCUGAUCCUGCUCUCCUCGCUGACUGUUUACAGCAAGCAGAUCUUUGGUGACCUUGCAGAUGUUACCUCCAAGUACUCUCCCUCUGAUGAUGAGCUGCACAGGUUCAGUGAAGAGGGGAUGGAGGUGAUGGAGCGGCUGAUCUACCUCUUUCGCAAAUUCAACCAGCUGAAGGUCAGCAACGAGGAGUACGCGUGCAUGAAAGCCAUCAACUUCCUAAACCAAGAUAUCAGGGGUCUGACCAACGCCUCGCAGCUGGAGCAGCUGAACAAGCGGUACUGGUACGUGUGCCAGGACUUCACAGAGUACAAAUACCCCCACCAGCCAAACCGCUUCCCAGACUUAAUGAUGUGUCUGCCAGAGAUUCGCUAUAUUGCAGGAAAAAUGGUGAAUGUCCCCCUGGAGCAGCUGCCUCUCCUGUUUAAGGCCGUUCUACAUUCCUGCAAGACGAGUGUGAGCAAGGAGUGAGCAGCUGGCCCCGGCCGCUGCCUUAUGCUGAGCCUCGGGCCAGGAGAGGGGCAAACGCAUCCAGGCAGGAGACAGGGCAGGGGGCCUCCCUGCCCUUGUAGCAAGAAUCUUUUUUUUGUUUGUUUUUUUGUUUUUUUACUCUUUUUCCUAUAUAUUUAUUUCACGACAGAGUUGAAUGUAUGAUCUUCAACACGAUGCACAUGGUUCUGUAAGAAUGCAGCAGAUGCAUUCUCCAGCAGUUUACAGAAUGUGAAGAUGUUUAAUGUUACAGUGUUUGUUAGGGUUAGUUCUUUUGUAUUUGGGGCUGGGGACCGAGAUGACUAAGACUACCUCAAGGAGAAGAUGCUGUUCUCGCACUGCUCUUUCCAUGAUUUGCAUCCAAAGCAUUUGUCAUAGAGAGCAAACGUUGACAGAGCUGUUAUAUCUCAAAGGGACGACUUUGGAGAAGUGGGUGCUAGAGAAGUGCCAAGCUUUUUCUUUCAUUUUAAAUAGGCAGGGAGUGGAGAAAGAGAAGUCUGUCUAGGCAGUUGGAUUCUUUUCCCUGGCAGUUUCCAUAUGCAGGUUUCCAUGGGAUGGCAGUGCUCUGAGGGGCUCCCUGGCCCUGUCCUGUCUGGGGAGCUGCAGGUGGGGUCUGCCCCAGCCCCUCCUGGCCAGCCACCCUCUUACUACUGCCACAGCACUUGCCAAUUCCUCUGAAAUGGUGUUCCUGCAGUUCAUAACAGGCUCCUGGCAUUACACAAAGGUGCUGCUGUUGCUAGAGAACAGCAAGGACUUUAUCAUCACUUCCUUAAAAUCCAUUUUAGGUUUACAAAAGCAGGAAAAACCUACUUAGAGAAGAGGCAGGAUUGCCCCUGUUAAUGUGUUCCUCCAACAUGGUACCUGACUCCAGAGGCUUCUGCAUUGCAGCAAUCCCUGUUUUGGGAGCAGUUAGUGUAUCCUGUGUAAAAUGGGGCCUGUGUAGUGGGGUGAGAGACUUCAGUGUCCUCUGGCAUGGAUUUCUCUGCUGGACUCAGGGAAUGGGUGUUCCAUAGUUGUAUCCUGCCAGGACUGCCCUGUUCUUUGUGGAAUCCCAGGGAAAGCAAUAUUACUGCUGUACUUGAUUACCUGCUGUGUUUUGGGUGUUGCAAGGCUUGGAUUUUCCAUCUCACAGGCUCUCCACAAUUCCAGGUGGAGAACUGGUUUAAUGACAGCUGAUCAGCUGAUUGAGUGAUUGCUGAGUGCUGGUGUUUAGCUAAACUUGGGCAUUCUCGUGACUGACCUGAUGGUUUCCUGCUCAUGGUGGGGAGGUUGGAUGAGAUGCUCUUGAUCUCAUCUCCUUCAUUAGGAAUUAAUACUCAGUCACUCUCCUAGACUGCCUUGGCUGGAUUUCCUUCCCUUCCUCCUUAGAUGUAAAUCUGGCAUUCGCUUAGUGAGGUGAUAAGUGUUUGAAUGCUAAUUUAAAAAUACUUCUGGGAACAGCUUUUGUUCCUUCAGGGCAGGAGGGACGAGUCACCACCUUUGGUGACAGCAGAGUGGCACAGAGCGAGCAGGGCUGCAGCUGCUGUGCACAAAUGUGAUGGUGAGCAGGAGAAAAACCCCAUUCACCAAAGUCGUCUCUCCCUCCCUGCCUGGCCCAGCGGGUGCUCCCUGGGCUGCAGCCCAAGGGGGCUGUGACCUGCUGGCUCAUCCCACUCAGGCAUCUCCCAGCUCAACGGUUUCCCUCUUCUCAAAGUCCAUAGCUGUCCAUUUUUCAUUAUUUAAGCAGGAUGUUACGGGUAACAGCUGCUGGGCACAGCAGCAGCUCAGCUCGGUGGAGCUUCGCACCCAAAGGUGGUUCCAUAAAUCUCAUUUCCUUUCUGCCAGUACAAUGAGACACGUAUUCUCAGGAAAGCCUUCUGCAUACAGCCCAUACCUCAUGUGUUCAGGGGAAGAUUUUAGUGUAUCUGUUUGUAAGUUAGAAUGUAUUUCUCAGCUAUUAAGUUUAAUUUCCAAAUAGCUUGAUGUGAUCUUUUUAUUACGGGUUAUUUCUGGCUUGCUGUUUUAAACACUCAAGGAAUUGUUAAAAUUGCAUAGGAGUAAUUUUAUUCUACAGUUACUGAAUUAUUAUAAUUUGUUGAUGAAUAAGUGUUUUAAUUAGUGUACAUAAAAGCAGUCAUCUUGUUGCCAACUAUCCAACAAAAAUAAUCUAUUGGGUAAUCUGUGGUUUUCAAAAACAGCCUCCCAAAAGUAGUGCUGUACCAACAACAACCAAAAGCCUAAAUUCAGUUAUGAUGACAAACAGUCAUGGAUGUUCCACUUUUCUGUUGUAGAAAGCAAAUUUUACAAAGGUUGAUUGGCAGCAGUAUCCGUUCCCAAAUACACAUUUGCCAUAGGGAGUAGAAAAUCCUUCCUGAACUGACAGGUAAGGAAGCAGCAAACAGACCAGACGGAAUCACUGGACAGUCAUUCCUGAUAUCUUCUGCACCAAGUCCUCUAAUGACUUGUAUUUUUUAAACAGGGUAAUGUGAAUGUGUUGCAUUGCAAACUCAGGUAUUAUGAGAAGGUAGGAAUGUAGCUAGAGACGUAGAGAUGUUAGGUAGAUGUAUUUGUGAAUUUGGUUUGAAGGACACCCUGGAAAGGCUGGAAUUUUUGUUCCAUUCUUCAUGUAACAUUCAGUUUACAGGGACUCAUAUUUUAUUUGUGCUUAAUGCUACUAGGGGGAAGUUCAUUAUCUUUGGUAUCUAUCUGCUCUUGCUUAUCUGACCUUCUGUCAUAGAGAAAUCUAUCAACAAUAAUAGUCUUUGGUAGAAUUUUCUGCCAUGACAAGUCAAUUUUUAUCCCCGAUUUGAAAGACAGAUUGGCUGGCUGACCCCCUCUUCUCCUUCAAAGCAUCUGUGCAGGUAGAAAGCUGAAGAGUUACUUUUAAUCUGAACAGAGAUUUGGGACAUAAAUUUGAGGCACUCAGGCUCCUGUGCUCAGGGGAGGCUGGAAGGGGUCCCUGCUGAAGGGGCUCAGUCUCAGGAGAAUGUCAGACCCCGGGACCCCAACAAAACCUUCUGGAAAGUGAGUUUUCCUCCAGUUCAGCUCAGGCUCCUGCCAGGUGGGCUGAGCCUUGGCUCCUCAGUGUGGGUCAGUUGCCAUUCCCUGUUGUCACCCCUGGGCAGGGAAUGAGCUGUGAGCUGUGCCAGUGCCCAAUGCUCUCACUUCUGCACAGGCACUGCAUGCUUUGGGCCAUCAGGGAGCAUCUGGAUUCUUCUGUAAUUCUUAAAUUCAGAGAUUUAAUUCUUAAACCUUUUGCCAUCUCCUGUCACACACAGGAUAAAGGAAGAACAUGGCAUUUUCAGUGACCAGUGGUCAGUGGCAUUGCCAGCUGCAGGGCAGCUGCACAGGGGAGCUGCCACCCUGGCACACCCAUUUUCCCAAUUCUGGGGUGUUGUUUUGAGGGAGCCCAUGAAAGGGAGGGGUGCCAGGGGUGCUGGCAGGGCUCCUGGGCUGCUCUCACUCCCCUCCCAUGCAAAGGCUCAUUUGCCUUUCCUGCUGUCCCUCCCUGUGCCAGCAGGAUCUGUCCUUGCUCCUCAGGCUUCUGCACAGACCCACAGCCACUUCAGCUAAAGGAGUUAGUGUCUUGUCCUUCAAACCAACUUUAAAAAAAAAAACAAAACAAAAAAAAAAAAAAAACCACUUGAAUUUCUUUUAUCUUUACUACAUUUUUUAAAAGGAAAAAAAGAAAAAAAAAGAUUCUCCUGUGAAUGUGCUAUUUCCCAUUCAUUCUUUCUUCCUUCUUGGUUUUGAUUUGAAGCUAUGAAGCUCAGUGUCUGUGAAAAUGUUGUUAUUUCUCAGGAUAAUAAGCGGCAAUCAUCCCUGCCACAUGAAAGGCAGGAGAAAGGGGGAAACUUGGGGAACUAGUUAAAGUAUGAAACUAAUUUUUAAGUUGUAGAUGAUGUGUAAAUGGAGGGGAGUGCAUAGCUAUCAGUAUCAAGCUAUGGCGUUUCUCUGGGUUCACGGUGUAUUGUUUCAAUGCACAGAAGCUCAGGGAUAAGUAUUUAAAAUGUGACCCAGAGAAACCCUGGUUUUGAUGUUGCAACAGUUGCUUCUUUCCCGACUUGUCCGGAAAACCUGCUCAGAGCUGAUUAAAGCCCCAUACAGGGAUUUUGGGGGAAAAGCUUUGGGUUUGGCUGUGGGAGUUUGUCUGCUGGGGACCAGCUCUGUCUGUGGGUAUCAAUUUCUGCCCCUAUCCCUCUGCCUUUGGUGUUAAAAGUCUGACUGUUCAUGGAAAAGAGGAAACAGGAAUUUUUUAUUGUGUCCCUGGCAGCCAGUUGCAGGGCUCUGUACUCUGUUGCUUUUGAAUUCUUAAUUUUCAUUAGUACAAUUUUCUUACUAUGGUUGUAGGCACAGUCAGAUAGUUUGAGAAGGGCACUGGUGUGUGACUCUGGUUGGGUUACAGCUGCUAUGAGUGUCCAAAUGGCCCUGUCCAGCCAGAGACACAGCCAGCACUGGGUCAGCAAAGUUUGAAACCACCUCCCAGUGCCCUCAGCCAGGAUCUGCAAAUCUGAGUUUAAAUCAGCCUUGCAAAAAGCUGGGAAGGCAAAUCAAGGCAGUGUCUUCCCCUUGGAAAAAAAAAAAAAAAAUUAAAAUAGCUCCUGUGAGCUGUCCUCUGACAAGUCUGUGAAAGAAGCAACAUGGUUCAGUGGAAGAAAUGCCCCCAAGGGCAAAAAGAAACAGAAAUUGAGACCAGAUGACGAUCAACAUUAACAAAGCCUUUUGUGAUUCAUUGUUUUCUUUCAAUUUAUAAAAUGUCUUGUAAUAGUUGAUAACAUUAUUGACUCAAUUUCCAUAACUAAACUACCUCGUGUGACAUCCUGUUUAUCAUCUCAAAGGGAUUGUGUGAAAAACUAAACACUGCCAGUGUCUGUUGCCAGCCAGGAGCAGGGGCUGUGAGUACUGGAGUUGUGUUUCCCUUCCCUUGGGCUGGGGCUUGGCCCCUGUCACUGCUGAGUGUCCCAUGCCUGAGGAUGAGCUCUGCUGUCCCUCCCUGGGGAGGAUGUGGCUCAUGGCAGUUUGGGUUUUGUCGGUGCCCAUCAAGCCACAAGCCUGGUUCCAGCUCAGUCCUGGUGCAGAGGCUGCAUUUGUAACCUGGGACCUCACAGGACCUCGCAGCUCCUCGUGUGCCCAUCCUGGGUCAGGUUUGUGUCAGCCCUUUGCUGGUUUGAGGGAUGUUUCCAAGAGGCUCAGUCCCAGUUUGUUGGGUCCUUCUCGGUGACGUUCCCAGUGAUGGUUUCUCCGUUCAUUUUUCUCACAAUCCCUUGUGUAAAUCAGGGAAGCAGGAUGUUGCCUCGGCACGACACACGGUGAGCAUUGGCACACUCAGAGCCAGGGCUGGGACAGGAGGGUGUGUCUGUCCCUGUGUCACCACGGGGCCACAGGCACCGGGAGCUGUCCCCUCACCGCGCCACGACAAAUGAAUGUUUCUGCUGGCAGCUCCCUGCCAGCCCGGCCUGCCCUGCCCCUGCUCUGCUCUGGGACUUGACUACCUGUGGAAAUGUGACCAAUAAGUGUUGAAUGCAUGUUUAGUGAGUGUUUAGCUGUAUGAACUAAUAAAUGUGAAAUGUUCUGCA